AUGUUUUUAAAUUUUAUUGAUUUAAAAGCUCAUAGUCAUAUUGAAGCUGAUUUUGAUUUAGCAAUAUUACAAGCACUUCUUAAUGUAACAUCCAAUGAUGAUUCAUUCGAAACAAAUAAAGAACAAAAACGUGAACAAUUAAAUUUAGCAUUUGAAUGGAAACGAAUUGAUAUUAUUAAAAAUUUUAUUAUGAAAGAUGAAAAAGAUUGGAAAAAAAUUGAAUUAAAUGAUUUAUUUGAAAAAGCUCUUGUUCAAAAUCAAACAAGUUUUAUUCAAUUAUUUCUUGAUCAUGAUUUUCCGUUAAAUGAUUUAUUUGAAGAUUAUGAGAAACUUGUGACUCUUUAUAAAAAUGAAAAUUAUGAUAUAACUGAGGAUUUUAAUAAUCCAUUACGAGCAAUAUAUAAAGAAAUAAUUCAACCAUUACUUGGAGAUUUUUUUCAAAUUGAUGCGAUUUUUCCAACGGAUGAUUUACCAUUGAAUAAUCAAACAAAAAGUGCGGCUUUAAUUGCAACAUUACUUUAUAAGAGUAAAGCACGAAAAGAAAAAGAUGAAAGUUUUAUUGAAUGGGCUGAUGAAUUUCAAAAUUUAGCUGUAGAAAUUCUUGAAAAAUUUUAUUCAACAAAUCCAUAUGAAUGUACUCAAGCAAUAAUAAGAGAAAUUCCACAAUUUGGUAAUGUCACAUGGUUACAUUUAGCUGUUAUGGCCGAAGCAAAAUUAUUUAUUGCACAAAAAGCAAUACAAGAUGUUCUAAGUGAUAUUUGGUAUGGAUAUAUUAAUCAUCGAGUAGGAAAUAAGAAAAUAGUAUUAGCAAGUUUAAUACCAUUUUAUAGUGGAUUUCUUCAUUAUCAUAAAGAAUUAGUUGAAGGAAGUGAAAAAUGUAAAAAAAGUGAUAACUUCGAAGAUACAUCCAAUUUUUUUCAAUAUCGUUCGUCACGAUCAAGAUCUACUAGUGAUAGUGGAUCAGAUCCUGUAUGUACGAAAUUAAUGGAUGAUUUUUCAGAUGAAGAUGAAUCUGUUAUUAUUGCAAACAAUAAUUCUUGGGAAAGUAUAAAAUGUGAUAUGAAUCAAUAUAUUAAAAAUGUUUUAAUGUUUCUUCAUGCUCCAUAUGUUAAAUAUCUUUACAACGUAUAUUCUCAUAUGAUAUUUUUAAUGUUAUUUUCCUAUGUUAUAUUAUUUGAUUUUUUUCCAAUAUAUGAUUUUAUAUCUGAUAAAUGUCUUCCAAGUAUUGAAGAACUUCGUGAUAAUCGUAUAUCAAUAAAUAAUACUCAAAAACGAUUGUUUUCAAAUCGAACAAAACAAAAAAUAAAAGUUACUGCAAUUCCAUCAGUAGAAUAUGGUUUUCAAUGGCAUCAUCGACCAAGAACAACUGAAUUAAUACUUAUUAUUUGGAUGUUUACUUUAUUUUGUGAAGAAAUUCGUCAAAUAAUUGCAAUGGAAGUUCAAUCAGUAUAUGGAAAAUUGGUAGCAUAUUUUUCAAUAAUUUGGAAUAAAUUAGAUGUUUUAGCUAUAAGUUUAUUUUUUAUUGCAUUUGUACUUCGAUUAUUACCAAUAAAUCAAUGUUUUUGUGGUGCAAGAGUUCUAUUAGCUCUUGAUUUAUCUAUUUGGUAUAUAAGAACACUUGAUAUGUUUUCUGCUAUAAAACGGCUUGGACCGAAACUAGUUAUGAUUGGAGAAAUGGUUAAUGAUAUGAAAUUUUAUAUGAUAAUGCUGACUGUAUUUAUAUUAGCAUUUGGUGUACCAUCGUAUAGUUUAAUGUAUGGUGUUCAAGAAUUCUCUUUCCAUACUCCACGUGCUAUUAUUAAUUUAGCUUAUUGGCAAAUAUUUGGUGAAAUUGAAAUACUUGGUGAUAUUGAAAAAAAUUAUGAAAUAAAUGGUUAUAUUGUUUUUAUUCUUUUAAUUGCAUAUAUGACUGUUGCAAGUGUUCUUCUAAUUAAUCUUCUCAUAGCUAUGUUCAGUAAUACAUUUGAUCGUUUACAUAUGGAUACAGAUUGUAUAUGGAAAUUUCAACAUUAUUCAUUAGUAUCUUAUUAUUUAACUCGUCCAACUCUUCCACCACCAUUAGUCGCAUUUUCACAUAUUUAUCGUAUAACAAUUUAUUUUUUCUCACAUAUUUGUAAAAUCAAAUGGUUUCAAACAAAAUAUUUACAACAUACAAAUCGAGCAAAAUUUAAAAUAAGUGCCGAUGAAGUCUUAACAAAACAAAUUGAAGGAAUUGAAGAUGCAUUAGGAAAUGAAGUUUAUUUUUUUUCAUUAAAAACUGAAAGAAAACAACUUGAUCGUCAAAAUGAUUUAUAUGAACAACGAGUACAUUCUCCACAAGAAAUUGUAUUGAAUAAAAUAAAAAUACUUGAAAAUCAAGUUCUUACAAUACAAAAUCAACAAGUUAAUAUGUUUGAAUAUAUGGAAUAUUUAAUGAAUGGGAUCAAAAAAAUUGGUGGUGAUGAUAUUGAAAUGCCAAAACGAUCUAGUCCUAGUGCAGAAUUAAUUUCUUCAUCUUCUUGGACUCUUAAGGCAUCUGAUGCAACUAUUGGUGAUGAUGAUCAUCAAUGUCACUUUCAGAGAAAUCGCGUUAUUUCUGAUUUGAAUGCUUGUCUUACAUCAUGUGAUCAACUCUCCGGAUGCAAUGUAGCCAAUUAUAAUGCUGCACAAAAGAUGUGUAAUCUUAAUAGAUGUAAUACUUUGUCACCGUCAAUUUCAAACGGCUAUAAAGGAUAUCAGUCAUGGAUGAAAAAUCCUACAGCUUCAUCUUCUUGGACUUUGUUUGCAUCUGAUAAGACUAUCGCUGAUUCAAAAUGUCCCUCGAUCAGCUUUACUUUACCUGCUAAUCUGGAUGCUUGUCUCACGUCAUGUGAUCAAAUCGCCGAAUGCAAUGCAGCCGUUUAUAAUAAUAACGCAAAUACCUGUACCCUUCGAAAAUGUAGCACUUUAUCACCAACAACUAUAAAGGAUAACUCUGCAGGUUUUAAUACAUGGAUCAAAAAGUCUACAGAUCCGACAUAUACAUCAAAAGCAUUCUUAUACAUUCUUAAUCACGGUGGUUAUGCUAUACUGAGUGCUGGAAGAAAUCCAUAUGAUCCUUAUGAUUUUUAUCUGAAUGACAGCGCUAUUAAUUAUCGUAGAGAACAAUUACAUAACGAUCUCAUAGAACACUCCUAUCUCUUUUCAACUAUUCGAGGUGUUUACGAUGGCAUCGAAGAAAUUAGUUUUCUUGUUUCACUAUUCAAUAGUAGCCUCGAGCAAAUAUAUGAGAUAGUAAAGUUUGGAAUAAAAUACAAUCAAGAGAGUGUAAUCUAUGUUGGUCAAGAACGACAUCAAUCACUUGUUGAACAGCAAUUAAUCUAUAUUAAUGGAAAAUUCAAUGGUACCUAUAUAAGUGGAAAUGGCUACAAAAUCUUUUCUUCAUCAUCUUCAACAAUCGAUAAUUAUAGUGAAAUUGAUGUUUGCCCAAACAAUAAGUUUUCAUUUACAUUAAAAUUUGAUUUUAGUUAUUUGUAUAAAGACAAUCGUCAACGUCUUGUUAAAACAAACAAAAAAGAACCUGUCAAGCAAGCGAAUUAUAUGCAACAAUGGCAAAAAUUAUUUUUUUUUGCAUAA
This is a messenger RNA of Adineta steineri, 3594 nucleotides long. The record is from the annotation of a GenBank genome assembly. Lineage: Eukaryota; Metazoa; Rotifera; Eurotatoria; Adinetida; Adinetidae.